Messenger RNA from Corticium candelabrum, 1538 nucleotides. RefSeq lists its product as uncharacterized. Lineage: Eukaryota; Metazoa; Porifera; Homoscleromorpha; Homosclerophorida; Plakinidae. Bases 129 to 1292 code for a protein of 387 amino acids. The transcript is spliced from 4 exons. Gene Ontology annotation, biological process: regulation of DNA-templated transcription. The record is from RefSeq and is a predicted model, not a curated record. Gene Ontology annotation, molecular function: DNA-binding transcription factor activity; DNA binding.
CAUCUGCGCUGCUAAAAAUUGUUGUUGAGCCAGAUCUAGGAGCUGACCUCCAUUGUCUGCUCGACCUGCUUAAAACUGUACAGAACUAAUCUGUCUUCUCAUGCGUUUUAAGUGAUAAUCAGUCGACAAUGGAAUCAAUGGGAAACGGUCUUGGUUUUGUCUUUGGCCCUGAUGUUGCUACCGUCAACGGUUCACGUUCGCUGUCAAGCAAGGACACACGGGCUAAACGUGAUGAAAUGUUUAUCGACCAGGAAAUCAACCCUCCGGUUCUUUGUUCUUCCAUGAAAAGCGCUCCCACAAAGUGCCUCGAAUUUCCAACCACAACAUUCAGUCUUUCCCAACUACAUCUUGCAAAUCGGGGAAAUCACCUGUCGGUUUUCCCACGUGUGGGGAAUUCCAGUAUAUCAGACACAUUGCAUCAGCUCAACCCUAACAACGAUGACGCAAAACUAUGUCACAGUUCAUUGGCACUUGUGCAUGCACCAAUGCCAUUCGUUUUCGGAGAAACGUCUGAAAACAACUUCUUGAACAUCGACAAAGAUACUUUAAUAGAUGAUCUUGAUCUACUAGCAGCGGCUGUGGCAUUAAGUUGGCAGGAACCUCUUUGUGAUACAUUUUCUGAUACACAGAAAAUUUCAGAAAACUUAUACUCUCUGCACGCCAGCAAUGUUUUGUCCUCAAGGGCGUCAGUUGAAAUUUCAAAUCCAGCUAUGAGACACAGACAACCUUCUAUCACAAUUAUUCGUGAACCACCACAGUGUCAUAGAGCUCGUUACGAGAUCGAAGGCAAUCAAAGCUCCAAGGGUCUGUUGAAGAACGACGAUAGAGAGCCGGUCUUUAUUCAACUGAAGAACGUUCCCACCAGUGUAACACAGAUUGACGUUACUCUGUCUGUAGUGACAACAACCAACGACCUAGUACGUCACCCCUACGUAUAUCCUACUUGCUUUGGUCGCACCAUGCCAUCAGAUUGGAAAAGAAACCCGAACAAACGAACGGUCACGGUGGCUUUGCGACAAUCAGAAGAAUACAGAAAGGAACUGACCUACUUGGGAAUAAAACGCAACAAACUGGAAUGCAUUGAUUUGAGACAGCACUCUCGUGAGCAGCUUAGCCUCUUUCGUAUUAAGUUCGAGGCCAGUGUUCCUUUUGUUGACUUUUCCACGUCUGCAAAGGUUUCUUUGAUUACUGCAACUACGCGCUCUGUACGAGUUUUGUGCCCUAGCUCGUCAACAAAGCGAAGGAAAAUCAACAAGACUGCAUCACCUUCAAAGAAGGUAUCGAGAUCGUAGUUUCCGUAAACAGAAAGAUAACAAGAGCACGCCUAUGUAGAACUUGUAAUACUCUGUUAAUGACAAAACAUCGUUAUGCAUUUCUUCUUUGUUAUUUGAUUGAGUACUGGGAAAUCUAAUAAUGUUAAUUGUUUAGCACAAGUGUUUUCUAGAUGGGCUUUGUUUUAGAGAAUGUAUAUCUAAAUCCACACUGUAUACGUGCUGUACAGUGUCUUGAUUUGCUUGUCGUCAAAUACACAUAUAUUA